Hippoglossus stenolepis (Pacific halibut) is the source of this 2466-nucleotide messenger RNA. RefSeq names its product potassium inwardly rectifying channel subfamily J member 1a, tandem duplicate 1 (gene kcnj1a.1). Gene Ontology annotation, biological process: regulation of monoatomic ion transmembrane transport; potassium ion import across plasma membrane. The transcript has 2 exons. Gene Ontology annotation, molecular function: ATP-activated inward rectifier potassium channel activity. Lineage: Eukaryota; Metazoa; Chordata; Actinopteri; Pleuronectiformes; Pleuronectidae. The record is from RefSeq and is a predicted model, not a curated record. Gene Ontology annotation, cellular component: plasma membrane. Bases 164 to 1285 code for a protein of 373 amino acids.
GGACACACCUAUCACCUGUCUCAGUCAGUUGUUAAGGGAGGAGGAGAAGGACACAGACGGAGACGGGAGAAGGCAAAGCUGGAGAAAGGGCCGUUCAUGACCCCUUGGAAGUGCAUCAAAUCGAUUUUCACUCCCUAUUGUAGAGGUCGUGGUCUUUGAGAAAAUGUUUGAAACCUUGAACAAACGUAUCCAGGACAGUCUGGUGGAGCGAAAGAGCCGCAGGUGCAGACUAGUGACCAAAGAUGGUCGCUGCAACAUUGAAUAUGGAAACAUCAACUACAGCAGACACUUUGCCUUCCUGGCUGACUUCUGGACCACCUUUGUGGAAAUCCGGUGGCGUUUUGUUCUCUUCUUCUUCAUUGCCUCUUUCACCCUCAGCUGGUUCAUCUUUGGCCUGCUGUGGUACUGGAUUUCCCGAAACAAUGGAGACCUGACGUGGCAAAACCCCCCAGUGGACCACAUUCCAUGUGUUGACAAUGUUGUAGGUCUCACCACAGCGUUCCUCUAUUCCCUAGAAACCCAGACAACUAUUGGGUAUGGUGGACGCGCUCUCACCCCUCUCUGUCCCGGUGCUGUGGCACUUCUCAUCAUCCAGUCCCUCCUUGGAGCCAUUAUCAACUGCUUUAUGUGUGGAAUCAUCCUGUCCAAAAUCUCUUUGCCUAAAAAGAGAGCAAAGACCAUCACCUUCAGCGACAUGGCUGUAAUCAGCCCCAAAAAUGGUGCUCUCUGCCUGUCAAUCAGAGUGGCCAACCUGCGCAAGACCCUGAUGAUAGGAAGCCAGCUCUACGGCAAGCUGCUGAGAACGACAUACACACCAGACGGGGAGACCAUCAUCAUGGACCAGGUGAACAUCGACUUCACGGUGGAUGCUGGGAAGGACAACCUCUUCUUCAUAUGCCCCCUCACGCUCUACCACGUCAUUGACAAGAGCAGCCCUUUCUUUGAGAUGGCGGUGGACACACUCCACCAAAAAGAUUUUGAGCUGGUCGUCUUCCUAGACGGCACAGCUGAGUCCACCAGCUCCUCCUGCCAAGUGCGGACCUCCUUUAUUCCUACGGAAAUCAUGUGGGGCUACAACUUCUUGCCCAUCAUUUCCAGAAGCAAGGAGGGGAGGUACAGAGUAGAUUUCUCCAACUUCUCCAAAGUGGUGCCCAUAGCGACUGCACACUGUGCCUAUUGUUUCCACAAUAUCAAGGGUCAUCACCACCACUCCAGAGACGGAUUUGACAACCUGGGCUUUGAGGUGAUUGAUAUCAAUGACCCCCCAAAUGUCACUAAGUUGUAAAAUGGUAGAGACAAUGGCCAUUGCAAAUCUCAAGAGAAAGACUUAAAUACUCUGAAACAAACAGGUGCUAAGGGCAGGUAGGGCAACCUAACGGCAGACAGUGCAUUGUGUAUCAUUUAAAUGUGACGUAAAGACAACCUACUUAUUUGUCUUAUAUGUUUGUGUUUUACAGAGAUAAGGAAUCUGUAAGAACAGUUAUUGUUGAGAAUUUGUUUGUCUGUCUGCCUGACCAGAAACCUGUUUUCUAAAGGGAAACCAAGUCAUGCAAGAUGGUGAAGCUACAGUUCAAGAACAAAGAGAGAGAAAAGUUUUUUCCAAGUAAACAUAUGCUCUUUAUCUUUGACCUUGUACAUCUGGUUUACCAAGUAUCUAGAGGCAGAAAAAACAAAGAAAAUGUUUAAUCCUGGAUAUACAUCUCGUCAUUACUUGAAAGACCAGUGUUGAGGGUCGUACUUAUAAGACAACGAUGAUGUAGUUCAAUAGUUCAUGUAAAUUUAGGCUGUCAUGCACAAAGAGACACUUGCACUUGAACCAUCAGAGUUUGCUUGAACUAUUCAGACACGGUGGCACUAGCAAGGUGUUGGGGUAUGGGGACAGUCUUUUUGAACAGUGUGUGAUGUAGUUGUGCUUUUUUUUUAAUAAAGACACUGGGAGAGAACAAAGCUCUCAGGAAAUGUGUAAAAAUAUGGCUGCAAGCAGCACUGACUGUACUGUAAGAAUCAAUUUUGUCUUUUUUGUAUUUGAUACAAGGUGGAGAAUGUAUGGAGCCCCUCUGGUGACAUUUGGGACAAAAAUAUUGUGUAGCCAUGCGCUGGAAUGAGAUCAAUAUGGCGUGGCCACAAGUUAUGAAUCUGUUCCUCAAUAACAAGACCUGGCGAACACAACUGAAGAAGCAGCUCGGAUGAGUGCGAUGUGGCCUCUAUAACGGCCUUUAGUUUGACACACACUGGCUGCACAGGCGUCACAAUGUAAAUCUGUAAACAAUCUAUCUAUCUAAAAUGUUUCAUCUCUCAUCCAAGAGGCUUCCAAGUUCCAAGUACGCCAGGUCUUGUAAUUAAGGAACAGAUUCAUUCCCACGCGUUAUGUUGUGGCCACGAGAUCUUUUCUUUUUCUCCCAAAAGUCACCAGAGGGGCUCCGUCAGAAAACACUGAAAAUAAAGGCUUUUUUUGCAUUCAAAAAA